Molecule: messenger RNA, 1401 nt
Organism: Ictalurus furcatus (blue catfish)
Lineage: Eukaryota; Metazoa; Chordata; Actinopteri; Siluriformes; Ictaluridae
Product: homeobox protein HMX2-like
Exons: 2
Coding region: 1-825 (274 amino acids)
Biological process (GO): regulation of transcription by RNA polymerase II
Cellular component (GO): nucleus
Molecular function (GO): RNA polymerase II transcription regulatory region sequence-specific DNA binding; DNA-binding transcription factor activity, RNA polymerase II-specific
Source: RefSeq, a predicted model, not a curated record
AUGAAGAUGAUGAUGAUGAAUCAGUCUCCAGCCCCGAGCUUCACCAUCCGCUCCAUCCUGGGCACCGCGGCGGAGAGCGCGAGGCAGGACGGAGGAAGCGGAGGUGCAGGUGCAGGUGGAGGUGCAGGUGGAUCGCGUGCAGCAGGAGCAGCAGCAGCAGCGGCGGCGGCGGUGUCGGUGUCGGUGGCGCAGAGGAGGCGCGCGCUCUCGGUGUCCUCGGACGGCUGCAGCGCUGAAGAGGAGGAGUGCAGCAGCACCGAGUGUUUCUGCAAACUCCAACACACACUCUCCUCCAAAACGCGCCCGAACGCUACAGUAAACAAACCCUCAUCAGAAGGGAAGGAGCGCACGCUGCACAACCGCACCAAGAAUAAUAAAGAUGACCGAAGAUCACCGAGUCCGUGCAGUGAGAAGCGAACUGGAGGCACUGUUGACAAAUCCAGCAGCGGAGACACAGCGAAGAAGAAGACACGCACGGUGUUCUCACGGAGCCAGGUGUUCCAGCUCGAGUCAGCGUUCGACGCUAAGCGGUACCUGAGCAGCGCUGAGCGAGCGUGUCUGGCCUCCAGUCUGCACCUGAGCGAGACGCAGGUCAAGACCUGGUUCCAGAACCGGAGGAACAAGUGGAAACGGCAGCUUGCCGCAGAGCUCGAGGCCGCACACGUGGCUCACGCGGCGCCCUCAGCGGCUCGGACUCUGAUCGGGAUGCCUCUGGCCGGAUUCGGCGUUCCCAUGCCGAGAUCUGCGGCUUUUCCGAUGUAUUAUCCCGGAAGUAACGUUCCGGCGUUUCCUCUGUACAGUCUUUACAGUAAUAUUGACUGCUGAGGCGGAGGUUUGAUGGAUGCUGUGGUGUGUGUGUCUGCAGACAGAGACCAGUGGGCGUGUCUUUGAGUGGGAUUAAUGGGCGUGUCUUUGAGUGGGAUAGAUGCUGGUGUUUGAAUGGGAGACAAAUGGGCAUGUUUGUGUGGGACAAAUGGGAGUGUCCUAGAGGGGGCGUGUCAUUGCGCCUAUGUAUGGACUCAUGGACAGACCCUUUAAAAAUCGUUCUCUCAGGUCAGCUCAGGUUAGCUAGUUGGCUAACAGAGUCACUGAAAAUAUAUGGAAAUGAAUACUUAUAGACCAAAAGAAACACCUACAUUCUCACCUAAGGUCUUAAAGUCCGCCCACUCAGAGCGGCCAUCAAUUCCAUAUAUGGGCUCAAAGACACGCCCACACCCCCACCUAUGGUCUCAAAGUCCUUCCCAUUUUUCCUACAUGGACUCAAUGUCACGCUUCUCUGGUCUAGGAUCUGCAGACAGACCUUAUAGGCCAUGGUUGCCAGGCAACAAUGUAUGUUCAUGAUGUGAAAAAAUCCCCCAAACACCUAGAAUAUAACUAGCAACCGUACUUAUAAAAAUCAUA